This is a messenger RNA of Ictalurus furcatus (blue catfish), 7169 nucleotides long. RefSeq names its product nucleoporin 188 (gene nup188). The record is from RefSeq and is a predicted model, not a curated record. Gene Ontology annotation, biological process: RNA export from nucleus; protein import into nucleus. Gene Ontology annotation, cellular component: nuclear pore inner ring. The transcript is spliced from 44 exons. Gene Ontology annotation, molecular function: structural constituent of nuclear pore. Lineage: Eukaryota; Metazoa; Chordata; Actinopteri; Siluriformes; Ictaluridae. The coding region runs from base 37 to 5271 and encodes 1744 amino acids.
AGCGCGUUUCUGAUUGGUCACGUGGUCGGGGUGAAGAUGGCGGACGCGGAGAUUUGUACCAGAAGCAGUCGGGAGUUAUGGACCAUCUUGCUGGGGAGAUCUGCUCUGCGGGAACCGUCCCAGAUCCAUGCGGAGUUAGAGCGAUAUGGAGAGCGGUUGUUGCAGGGCCUGGCGUACUACAAACCACCCAGCUCUUCAUCAGCAGACAAGUUAAAGGCCGAUAAAGAUGUUCCUCAGUCGCUUAAAGAAUUCGGACUCCGCAUCAGCAAACUUCUGGGUCUGGAUGAGCAGCAGAGUGUACAGAUUCUGCAGUGCUACCUGCAGGAAGACUACAGAGGAACUCGAAACUCCCUGAAGGCUGUGCUGCAAGACGAGAGACAAAGCCAGGCUUUACUGCUCAAGUUUUCCUGUCCAUGCCUAGCAGUCCAUUUUCCUGUCUGUGGGUCUAUAGCAGAUUACUACUAUGAAGAGAGAGUUUCUCUCUUGCGCUGUGUCCUCCUCCUCCUCACCUACUUCCAGGAUGAGCGACAUCCCUAUAGGGAGGAGUAUGCUACCUGUGUGAACAAGCUGGAGAAAGAUCUCGUGUCAAACUACCAACAGCAGUUUGAGGCUCUUUUCAAUGCAGAAGCUCCAACAUGGGAAACCCAUGGAAACCUCAUGACGGAGAGACAGGUGUCUCGGUGGUUCCCUCAGUGCCUGAGGGAGCAGGCAUUGUUGUUGGAGGUCCUGUUUCUUUACUAUGCCUACUUCGAGAUGCCUUCAAGAGACCUUUUGACCUUUGCUCGGCUCUUUAAGGAACAGGGUUUCGGACAGCGCCAAACGAACAGACAUCUCGUGGACAAGAGCAUGGAUGCACUAGUGGACCGAAUCGGAUAUUUCAGCUGUUUGAUCCUGGUCGAGGGGAUGGACAUCGACUUCCUGCAUAAAUGCGCUCUGGAAGACCGGACGGAACAGCACCAACUCUGCAGCACGCACGACAUCAACAAGGAGAUGGAUCAGAUGUUGCUGACGUUCGGUGAUAUCUCUCACCACGGCCCGGUUCUGCUGGCCUGGGUCCUUCUGAGACACACUCUGCAACCGGUCGAAGCCGGACCGACCAUCAAACGCCUCGGACACACCACUUUGCAGCUCGGGGUGUUCCAGUAUCUCACGGACAUGUUGCAGGCCCUCGGCAGCACGGGGAACAACUGCACUGCCAGUACUGCACGUAUGUGCAUCUACGGUCUCCUCUCAUUUGUAGUCACUUCGUUUGAAGAGGACACGCUGGGCAGUCAGCAGCACCUGAUCAACGUCGCGUGUGAGGUUCUCGCUGCCCCGAGUCUAGCCGAGCUCUUCUGGGAGUCGAAACCCAAUGUGGGUUUGGAGAUGAUCUUGGACUCAGCAGUGGGUGUUUUCCCUUAUAAGAUUGGACCGUUAUUGCAGCUACUCACAGCACUGCUGUCUGAUAAAUCAACUGCCAAGAGAGUGUACAUGAUUCUGGAUAAAAUGUCCUUCUACACGGAGGUGUGCAAACACAAACCCGGUGAAGUGCUGUCCAGCGAGGACGAGACACUGUGGCGGAGACAGACACCGAAACUUCUCUAUCCUCUGGGCGCGGGUCAGACCAACUUGCGGAUGCCGCAGGGGUGUUACGGUCAAGUUUCGGCGAGCGAGCACGGCUACAUGGUGCGCUGGGAUUAUUCUUAUUCUUCAUGGACCCUCUUCACCUGUGAGAUUGAGAUGCUGCUGCAUGUCGUCUCCACCGCUGACGUGUUGGCGCACUGCGAGCGAGUGAAGCCGAUUUUGGACCUGGUGCAUAAGAUCAUCAGCACUGACUGGACAGUGUCUGACUGUUUGCUGCCCCUCACGUCACGCAUCUACAUGCUGCUGCAGAGGCUGACCUCCGUAAUAAACCCGCCGGUGGACGUCAUCGCAUCGUGUGUCAACUGCCUCAUCGUGCUCGCCGCAAGGCAACCUGCGAAGGUUUGGUCCAGUCUGCAGCACACUGGCUUCCUACCUUUCGCUUCCACCCCUCUAACCAACAUGGCACAGGCCAUCAGUGCGGAAGGCAUGAAGGCAGGUAACUACGGUAACCUGCUGGUGCUGAUCGAGCAGCCACGAGGAGAGUAUGCAGUGACCAUUGCCUUUUUGAGACUGGUGACCACGCUCGUCAAGGGUCAGGUGGGCAGUACUCAGAGCAGAGGGCUCAUUCCCUGCGUGCUUCUGGUCCUGAAGGAGAUGCUACCUACCUACCACAAGUGGCGCUAUAACACACAUGGUGUCCGGGAGAAGAUUGGUUGUUUGAUCCUGGAGCUGGUCCAUGCAAUCCUUAAUCUAAGUCCUGAGGGGGAGUCACAGGGCAGCACUCCCAGCCUGCAGUCUCUAUGUAUCUACAGUCUGGCGAACACUGAAGCAGGCCAGGCCGUGGUGAACAUCAUGGGCGUGGGAGUAGACACCAUCAACACAGUGCUAGCAGCUCAGCCCAGCAGCAGUGGGAGCUGUGAAGGUCCUGGUCAGGUGUUGAUUCAGACAGUGAAGUUGGCUUUCUCGGUAACCAACAACGUCAUCCGACUCAAACCACAUACAGACACCGUUUCUCCUCUGGAGCAGGCACUCACACAGCAUGGUGGCCAUAGCAACAACCUGAUAGCAGUUCUGGCCAAGUACAUUUACCACAAACAUGAUCCUGCUCUGCCGAGACUCGCUGUUCAGCUGCUGAAGAGACUCGCCUCGGUGGCACCCAUGUCAGUGUACGCUUGUUUAGGCAGCGAUGCAGCAGCCAUAAGGGAUGCAUUCCUUCGACACAUGCAGAGCAAAACGGUGGACCUGCGCGUCAAAGUCACCAUCUUGGAGUUUCUCACCGUUGCCGUGGAGACGCAGCCGGGUCUCAUCGAGCUCUUCCUCAACCUCGAAACCAAGGAGGGCAGCGAGGGGACAAAGGAGUUCUCCCUGGGCGAGUGGAGCUGUCUGUCUGUGGUUCUGGAGCUGUUGGACUCGGAUGUGCAGAGCCAGUCGUGGUGUCCCCCACUGCUGCAGAGGGCAGCGCUCGCCUUCCUACACGCGCUGUGGCAGGACCGCAGAGAGAGCGCGCUGUCUGUACUACGCAGCAGGAAGAGGUUCUGGGACAAUCUGACAGCACCGCUUUUUGGAACGCUUCCCCCACCAUCAGAGACCACAGAGCCGUGUAUUUUGGAGUCUUGUGCCUUUGUAAUGAAGAUCAUCGGCCUGGAGAUCUACUAUGUUGUCGGCGGUCAGCUGGAGGACUCUCUGAAAGCCGCACUGCAGCGCCUCAGCUCCCAGCGUCGCUAUGAAUUUUGGUCUCAGUACGUCAGGGAGCUGGUGUGCGUCACGUGUGAUGACGAGGAGGGAGGAGUGAGGUCACUGCCCGAGACUCAGAUGCUCAUCUCGGCGUGGCGGACCCUACUCAUCCUCUCCACUAGCCAUUCUGAUGUAAUGCACCUUAAGGAAGACUCUGUCAGGUUGAAGCUCUUCAUGGAUGUUCUGGAAGGGACCAAAGCAGCAUUACUGAUGCCCCAGUCUGUAGCAUGUCUGCGUUUGGGCUCCAUGAUGGCCACCUUGCUGCUCAUCAUCCUCAAACAAUGGAAAAGUGUGUUGGUGUCAGCUCCAGCUCUCCUUCCUCCUCUCUCUCUGAUGUUAGAGAGCGUACUUCAGGCUGAUCAGCAGCUGAUGGAGAGAACCAAAGCCAAGCUCUUCUCAGCUCUCAUAUCAGCUCUGCACAUUCAGGGCCUUAAUGGAGGAGAGAUUACCCAGCUGCCUCAGCUGUUACUGUGUGUAUGUGAGACCGUCCAGGAUGAGGCUAUGGCUUUGAUUGACAGCACACGUCACAUGAUCCAAAAAGGGGACACCCAGGAGGACAGCAUGGAGACGGACGCACCACGUAGCCUCCAGAAAGACCAGCGCGACUCUGUGUGUGUUUUAGCUCUGCACCUGUCUAAAGAGCUGUGCAGGGCUGAUGAGGAUGGUGAGCAGUGGCUGCAGGUGAUGAGGAAGCUUCCCGUCCUGCCCUCGGUCCUCAGCGCGCUUGAGCUCAGCCUGCGCUCCAAACACAACCUCUACUUCACUGAGGCAGCUCUCCACUUGCUGCUCACUCUAGCUAGAACGUCACAGGGGGCAGCAGCGGUAGCGGGUGCCGGCGUGAUUCAGAGCAUCUGUCUCCCUCUUCUCAGUGUGUAUGAAGGCCCGGCUAAUGGAGCCACACAGGCGUUCUCCCGUAAGCCCGUAGACGCCCCCUCCUGGCCCGGUGUGUAUCGGCUUUGUCUGUCUCUGAUGGAGAGUCUGCUCAAGACGCUGCGCUACAACUUCAUCAACGAGGCACUCGACUUUGUCGGAGUUCACCAAGAGCGCAUCCUCCAGUGUCUGAGUGCGGUGCGUACAGUGCAGUCUCUAGCGUGUUUGGAUGAAGCCGAUCACACCGUGGGUUUCCUGCUGCAGCUGUCCAGCUUCUGUAAAGAGUGGCACUUCCAUCUGCCACAGCUACUCCGAGAUGUGCAGGUGAAUCUCUGUUACCUGUGCCAGACAUGUACAUAUCUUUUGCACAGCAAGAAAAUGUUACACCACUACCUCCAGGCAAAAAAUGGCGAGGCUCUGCCGCAGAGGCCCCGCCCACAGCAAGCUCUACAGCCCGUCUCUAAAGAGCAGCUGUCGGUUGGAGAGCAAGAGGAGGUGGAGUCUAAAGCUCUGCAGGCGGUGCAGUGCAGCCUUCUGAAGAUUCUCAGCAAAACUCUGGCCACAUUACAGCACUUUACACCAGACUGCUGCCAAAUCCUGUUAGACCAGUCUAUGGACCUUGCGGAGUACAGAACUUUGUUUGUGCUGAGUUUUACGACACCAGCCUUUGAUUCGGAUGUCGCUCCGUCGUUCGGGACCCUGCUGGCCACCAUCAACGUGGCACUGAGCAUGCUGGGAGAGAUAGAGAAAAAGAAGGAGCCGGUGGUGUCAUCUGAAGAAACGCAAGCAAUGAAGUCCUUGUUGAUGUUUUCGAUGGAGGACUGUUUCUACGUGUUGAUCUCGCAGGCCAUGCGAUGUUUAAAAGAUCCGACGGUUCUGCCCCGAGACAAACAGAGAGUUAAACAGGAGCUCAGCUCUGAACUGAGCACACUGUUGUCGACGUUGUACAGGUUUUUUCGGCGAGGAUCACCUUCGUCCCCCGCCAGUGGACUUCUGCCUUCCCCACAGACCAAACCCACCACUUCUGGGUCAAAGGUCACGCCAGAAGGCCAGGAACCAUUCAUACAGCUUGUCCAGGCUUUCGUACGGCACGUCCAACGCUAGACACGCACGCCGAGUCAUCGCCAUUUGAAUUCAUUCAGUCUUAAUAAAGGCCCACAUGCUCACCUGGACAUUACUCGGUUCUUCUGUUGGCCUUUACAUUGGUUUCCACAACCCCCCCUCCAUCACCCCCCUCCCUCCCUCCCUCCCUCCCAUCUCCUCCUCCUCUUCUCAUGCCAAAGCGUACCUGUACCAAGUUGCUGUCUAUCUCUGAACCACGCAGAUACGUUUGUAAUCAUUAAAGUUGCGUACGUAAAGCUUUGGUUGAAUUACUCAAGGUGCUCCAGUCAGUUUCAUAACUGAAAUAAUCCAACAUGGCAUCCAGAGGCCUAGUUUUAUAGGCUAGUUUUAUAUGACCAAUAACUUAAUUCAAUUUAACAAAUUCUAGUCGCUAGCACUUUAAUUUGUUAAAUGUGUGUGCUUUCUUAUUAGUCAGGUUGUGGGCCCACAAAUCAAAAUGUGCGCGGCGUCAAAUGAACAACCUCAAAUUUGAGCCGAUCCUCUCAAAAAAUGCUGUGUCUAGCAAUAAAUCGACGCUAACUGGGACCCUUUAACCAGCCGGUUACUCAAAUAUAAAUCCCGGUCAUGUCGUGCAUGUUGAUUUAUUAUAUGUAAUACUCCCAGUGUUCUGAGAUAGGAUCACUCACAUCCCUGACCAGGAUAAAGCGGUUACUGAAGACAGGAUGGAUGGAUGGAUGGAUGGAUGAAUAAUAGCGUUUUCCACAGACGUCUGUUUGUUAUAAAUAUUACACUUAUCUGGGAACCUCCAUCUAAUUAUGGUAACCUUUUUUUAUUAUUAUUUCAUGCCUAGUAUAUUUUUACUAUAAGUUGUUUACAUAUGUUAAAAUAUACUUGUGUUCAUGAUUGCUUUUUCUAUAUUUCAGUGUUAUUGUGUCAUGGGAAUGUUUGAACCAAAAAAAAAAAAAAAAAAAAAAGCAUUUUGGUCACGGUAGUACGUUUAUACUAUAAUAAAGAAUUUAUAGGAUGUUAUAUACUUGUUGUCAAAAAUAUGAAUCUGCAUGUGGUGUCGCUUUCAGGUCGCCUUUUUCCUCAUGGUAAACCGAGAGAGCAUGAUUUUAAAUGUGGUGUGUGUUUUUUUUUUUUUGUUUUGUUUUGUUUUUUUUUGUUUUUUUUUUUAAACUUCCAUUUAUCAUCAUAAUAAUCGGGUAGGUGCCAGGGACAACCAAGAGAGCUGAUAUUGCAAACCCAGUGAAUUGAUUACGAAUUAGAAUUAUCUUCCUAAUCUCCAUUUAAAGAAAACUUGGAUGAGAAAGUUAAGCAGAUUGGGGGUAUUUGAUCAGUAUAACUACUGACUACAUUAGAGUCACCUCCUGCACAGCUCUUAGGGGCUUCACUAGACCUUGUUCUUUAAAUCAUAGACCACGUGGUGAUAUUUUUUAUAUAUAGAUAGAUAGAUAGAUAGAUAGAUAGAUAGAUAGAGAGAUAUAGAGAUAGAUAGCUAUAGAGAUAGAUAGAGAGAUAUAGAUAGAUAUAGAUAUAGUACAUAUAAGAAAUAUUUUACAUAUGUAAAAUUAUAUAUAUGUACUAUAUAUGUAUAUAAUCCAAGUAGAUCCUUCUGAACCGGUUAAAAACUUUGUUUAAUAAAAAGUUCUAUGUAGCUGUUUCGUAUGCUAGAGAAUACUUGUUCAUGAUUGAGACUAGAGUUAGACAUCAGUUUUAGUGUAAAACUUCUCGCGUAUACUCAGUGACCUGUAAAUAACGGUAAUAAAAUGAACAGAUUUUUUACCAGAAAGUCAAACUGAACCUUGCAAUUUGUCAAUUUUGUAAAUACAAAUGACAUAAGGUUACGUAAUCAGUACGUGUAAUUAAGAUAUAUAACAGUGUAAAGAAAACAUUGUUUUCAAAAGUUCUUCUUAAAGUCAUCUCGGGCAAUUUGAAGC